AUGUCUGAUCAUUCUGAAUUAAUUGAACGCUUUACCGCGUCUGUUUCUUGUGACGAACAACAAGCUCGUUUCUAUUUGGAAGCGAAUAACUGGGACCUCAAUGCUGCGGUAGAUAAUUAUUAUGAACAUGACGGAAAUGAUGCAGAAGGGGAAAAUGCUGAAGGCUCAUUCCAAGAAACACGAGUUCCUGCGCCUCAUAGCACAGCUUCUGGCUCAACACAAAAAAAAAAUUCCCAAUAUGCUACUUUGCGUGAUUAUGAUAAGGAGCAGUCGGAUGAAGAGGAGGAAGAAGAAGUGCGCGAAAAUCUAUUUGCCGGCGGUGAAAAAUCUGGAAUUUUCAUGCAAAAACCCGGCAAGCCAAGAUCAUUAGUUGAUGACAUUCUCAAAAAGGCAACUGAAGGUGGGCGUGGAUAUGUUGAAGAACCCGAAACUACACCGGCUCCACACACCUUUACUGGCACUGGUUACAAACUUGGAAGUGAUGAAGAGCCUUCGGUUGCAGUGAACUCAUCAGAACCUUCCACCGUUGAGCCACCCAGAACGGUUGUCCGUCAUUUGACAUUUUGGAGGGAUGGGUUUAGUAUCGAGGAUGGUCCCUUAAUGGCAUAUGAUGAUCCAGCAAACGAAGAAUUCCUUAAAGCUAUUAAUAAUGGACGUGCACCUUUGACUUGGCUAAAUGUAAGAUAUGAUCAACCAGUGGAUAUUCGUGUGGAACGUAGGCUGGAUGAAGACUAUAAACCACCACCUAAACAACCGAUCAAGCCAUUCUCAGGUUCCGGGCAAAGGCUCGGCAGUCCAACACCAACAGUUGCAACUAGUAGUACACCUGGUGCAUACCCUUCAAGUUCUUCAACACCAAGAUUGAACGAACUAGUUAUUGAUGAAUCACUACCGAUAACAUCCAUUCAAAUUCGUCUAGGUGAUGGAACGAGGAUGCUUGCUAGGUUCAAUCAUACUCAUACCGUUUCCGAUAUUCGAAAUUUCAUUAACGCUUCGAGAGUUGGAGAAGCAACACGCAACUACGUUUUACAGACAACAUUUCCAUCUAAGGACCUUAAGGACGAAUUACAAACUUUGACAGAAGCAUCUCUUCUUAAUGCAGUAGUUGUGCAACGAUAUACCUAA
Messenger RNA from Dentiscutata heterogama, 1125 nucleotides. The record is from the annotation of a GenBank genome assembly. Lineage: Eukaryota; Fungi; Glomeromycota; Glomeromycetes; Diversisporales; Gigasporaceae.